GAUAUUAUUUUUGUUUUCAUCACCCAGGGUCUGGUUAGUAGGUUAACACAGACUGUGCAAUACUCUGCUUGGAAGGUUUUAGUUCUCCUCUCAUCAUUGUUAUAAGGACAGGCUGGUGCCAUGUCUUCGAAGGUUGUCCCUUUUUAUCAGAAGAGGCACAAGCAUUAUGACGAAUCAUACAGAAAUCUUGAUACCAGAUAUGUAGUUAAGGAAUAUUCUGCACAAAGAAGAAGCACCUCAGCUUCUGCUGUAAGAAGUUCAGCAACUUCCUUCUCCGGUUCAAGAAUAAAAUGCGUUUGUGGGUCUGAUAGAGAUGUUCAAGAAUACUAUGUCCCUGCAUUUAAAAGAAGGACCCAGGCGCAACAUACUGAACAACAAACGCAGCAAUACAGUGAGCAGCAUACCCAGCAACACAGAAGCUAUGACAGAAGUGUACAUUAUGCCACGGAGCUGGCCCAUUUGGAAGAAGAUGUUCGCAUCGCACGUGCUUUAGCAAGAGAACAGAUUGAUAAAGCGCAUAUUCACAGAUUGGUAGAAGAAAAAAUGGCAAUGCAGAGACACAUCCAUGAAGAAUGCAUAAGUCGUGCCCCAGAUAUCUUAGUACGACUCAGAUCCCACACUGUUUGGGAAGGCAUGUCUGUAAAGCUUUUCUUCACGGUACAAGGAUAUCCUACACCUCUUGUGCAGUGGUAUAAGAAUGAAUCUUUGAUUAGCCCAGCAAGUGAACCAGGAAAGUAUAGAAUUGAAAGUAAAUAUGGAGUGAACAGUUUGGAAAUCUACAGAACUACCACAAAUGACACGGCUACUUACACAGCAGUGGCAAGAAAUGUGCAUGGUCAAUCAUCCACUAAUUCAGCUGUCAUUGUCAGAAGAUUCAGAGGAGAAGAAGAACCUCUUCAUCCUGGUUUGGUGCCACAUUUGCCCCUGACAGCUGCAAUUUGUUUUACCCACAUUGAAGUUCAGUUUCUGGAAACUUUUGGUGUGACGUUUGGAGUUGAGGGUGAAACGCUAACUUUGUCAUGUUCAGUUCUUUUAACGCCUGACCUUACCAGACUUCGACCAGAGGCAGAAUGGUACAGAGAUGAUGUCUUGGUGAAAGAAUCCAAAUGGCAUCAGCUGCAUUUUGGAGAAGGUCGUACCACUCUGACAUUGACACAUUUGAAUAAGGACGAUGAAGGAUUGUACACUGUAAGAAUGGUCACCAGAGGUGGAGUCAAUCAGCACAGCGGAUUCCUCUUUGUAGCUGAUGCUGCAGCUUUGGUUUUAGGGGCACCAGGUGCACCGAUGGAUGUUGAGUGCCAUGAUGCUAACAAAGAUUAUGUGAUUGUAUCAUGGAAGCCACCAAACACCGCCAGCGAAGCUCCAGUCAUUGGAUACUUUGUUGAUAAAUGCGAAGUAGGAACCGACAACUGGAUCCAGUGCAAUGAUUCACCCGUUAAGAUCUGUAGAUAUCCAGUAACUGGCUUAUAUGAAGGAAGAUCUUACCUUUUCCAUGUCCGAGCAGUUAACAAAGCAGGAAUCAGUAGACCGUCAAGAGUUUCUAUAGCAGUUGCGGCUCUGGAUCCUGCUGAUUUUUCAAGACUGCAAAAAAUCCAUUUGGAGGGGGGACGUGAAAUUGUUAUCUGUCAGGAUGAUUUGGAAGGUGAUGUCAAAAUUCCUGGGUCUCCCACUAAUGUCCAGGCUUUGGAAACCAGCAAAACCUAUGUUGUGCUCAGUUGGGAACCACCAGUUCCUCGUGGUAGAGAUCCACUGGUCUAUUACAUUGAAAAGACGAUGGUUGGCAGUGGAAGCUGGCAGAGGGUCAAUUCUCAGAUCCCAGUAAGAUCACCUCGCUAUGCAGUGUUUGAUUUGGUGGAAGGAAAGGCUUAUAAUUUCAGAGUUAUUGCGGUCAAUAAGCAUGGUGUAAGUGAACCUUCUGAAGUAACACCACCAAUACAGGCACAGGAGCGUCUGGCUGUGCCAUCUGCUCCUGGUCGUAUAUUGGCAUCUAGAAACACCAGAACAUCAGUUGUCGUACAGUUUGAUAGAGCUAAAGUAGAGGAAGAAUUAAUUGGAUACUAUAUAGAUAAAUCUGUUGUGGGGUCUAACCACUGGGAACACUGCAACCACAAACCCAUUAAGUAUACCAGGUUUCUUGUGCAUGGUUUAACAUUUGGAGAAAAGUACAUUUUCCGUGUAAAGGCAGUAAAUGCAGUCGGCGUCAGUGAGAAUUCUCAGGAAUCAGAGGCAAUAACCGUUAAAGCUGCCCUUACUGCUCCAUCUCACCCUUACGGUAUUACCCUACUGAACUGUGAUGGUCAUUCAAUGACGCUGGGAUGGAAGUUACCCAAAUUCACUGGAGGAUCUCACAUCACUGGAUACUACAUUGACAAACGUGUAGCUAAUCACCUCAACUGGCAUGAAGUGAAUACCAGCCUAAUUACCCAAAGAAUUUACAAGGUGGAGAAUCUGGAAGAGGGUGCUUUCUAUGAAUUUAAGAUAGCUGCAUCUAAUCUCGCUGGGCUUGGUCUUCCCUCUGAUCCAAGUGAACACUUUAAAUGUGAGGCAUGGACAUCACCAGAGCCAGGGCCAGCAUAUGAUCUUACAUUCUGUGAGGUCAGAAACAAUUCUCUUGUGAUUCUUUGGAAAGAACCAGUAUAUUCAGGAAGCAGCACCAUUGCAGGCUAUUUUGUAGAAUACAAAGAAAUGAAUGCAGAAGAGUGGACAAGAGUGAACCAGACUGCAACAGCACACCGCUACCUAAAGGUCAAAGAACUGGAGGAAGGAAAAACGUAUGUUUUCCAAAUCAGAGCUGUUAACGCUUCAGGAGUUGGUAGACCAUCUGAUAUUUCAGAGCCAGUAUUUGUCCAUGCAAGAUCAGGUGUCCAGGAGAUCACUGCUGGUGUGGACGAAGAAGGGAGUAUUUACCUUUCAUACAAUUGCUCUGAAAUCUCUGAAGCAUCUCAGUUUACCUGGUGCAAAUCUUAUGAAGAAAUUAGUGAUGACCAAAAAUUCAAAGCUGAAACCAUUGAAGAAAAUUCCAAACUCUACUUUAAAGACCCAGACAAGGAUGAUUUGGGCACAUACUCAGUGGCAGUUAGUGAUACGGAUGGCAUAUCAUCUAGCUUUGUGAUGGAUCCCGAUGAACUUGAACGCCUGAUGGCUCUAAGCCAUGAAAUCAGAAAUCCAACUAUUCCUCUUAAGUCAGAACUGACUUAUGAAAUAUUGGAAAAAGGCAGGGUACGCUUCUGGAUUGAAUCCCAACACCUCUCUGCAGAAACAAACUACCGGUUUGUUGUGAAUGAUGUUGAGAUUAAAAGCAGUGAGAGCCAUAGUAUAAAAUUCGAUAAGUCUGCUGGAGUUAUUGAGAUGGUCAUGGACAGAUUUACAGUUGAAAAUGAGGGCACAUACACUGUACAAAUUCAGGAUGGAAAAGCCAAGAACCAGUCUUCAUUAGUUCUCAUUGGAGAUGCCUUCAAGGCAGUACUAGCGGAAGCUGAGUUCCAGAGGAAGGAAUACAUUAGAAAGCAAGGCCCCCAUUUCCAGGAAUAUUUGUACUGGGAGAUAUCAGAGGAAUGUGAAGUUCUGCUUGUUUGCAAGGUGGCAAAUAUAAAGAAGGAAACAGUGUUUAAAUGGUACAAGGAUGAGAUACCAACAGAAGCAUCGGAUGCUCCUGACCUGGAACACGGAGUGUGCAUAUUCCGCAUUCCUAAGUUGACAAAAAAAGAUCAAGGUGAAUACAAAGCAACACUAAAAGAUGACAGAGGCCAAGAUGUGUCUAUUCUUGAACUAUCUGGAAAAAUGUAUGAAGACAUUAUUCUUGGAAUGAGCAAAGUCAGUGGAUCAUCCGCUUCUGAGCUGAAAAUCCACUGCACACCAGAAGGAAUUAGAUUCCAUUGUUCCAUGAAAUACUUCUCAGAAGACAUGAAAGUGUCCUGGUACCAGAGGGAGUCAAAGAUUUCUUCAAGUGAGAAGAUGAGAAUUGGAGGCACCGAUGAAUAUGCCUGGCUGCAGAUCUGUGAACCUACUGAGAAGGACAAAGGGAAAUAUACAUUUGAAAUAUUUGAAGCUAAAACAUCCUUUAAGAGAACAGUUGAUUUAUCAGGGCAAGCUUUUGAUGAAGCCUAUGCUGAAUUCCAGAGACUUAAGGCUGCAGCCUUUGCUGAGAAGAACCGUGGGAAAGUAAUUGGUGGGCUCCCUGAUGUGGUAACUAUAAUGGAAAGCAAGACAUUGAAUCUUACUUGCACGGUCUUUGGAAACCCUGAUCCAGAAGUGACAUGGCUGAAGAAUGACAGGGAUCUUGAGAUAACUGACCAUUUUCUAUCCACACUUGACAAUGGAAAGUAUGCCAGCCUUACAAUAAAAGAUGUGUCCUCAGAUGACUCUGGAAAAUAUGGCAUUAAUGUUAGAAACAAGUAUGGUGGCGAAACAGUGGAUAUUACUGUAAGUGUAUACAAAUAUGGUGAAGACUUACCGGAAGUUAAACCUACUCAGAUGUCUAAACCUGCACCUUCACAUGCACAUGCACCUGCACCUGCUUCUGCUCCUGCACCUGCACCCGAGAAAGCUAAGCCAGCAGCCCCCAGAGCAGGAAGGACAACUAGAAAGUAAAUCUGUCAGAAUACAUUAGAUCAAAGUAUAUCUACCUGGUUGACAGUAUUAGUUUUGCUACAUGUUUAUAAAGCAGACCCGCUGGCUUUGUGCUCUUGUAAUGUUCUACUUUUUAAAAUAAAGCUAUAAUCACUCUGGAGAAAAGUAACAAUGUUAAAAAGACCAUACAUAUACUAGAUAUAACUUCAAUUAAAUUCUUAAAUCUUUUGGAUUAAGCUAAAGCCUUUAAAACAGGUCUACUUAAUAAACCAAAGGUCUCUAUGCCUGAAUGUUAGACAACUGUAACUUGUAAUAUAUUAAUAUCCUCAAAUCCAAGUUAAUUACAUAUUUGGCUUAUAAUAUAAUUUGUAUUUUUAAAAGACAUGACAUACACUUCAGUUGCCAAAAUGCUACCAGUAUGAUUCAUUAAGUCAUAAUAGCAAGCUUCACACGCCCUGAUGCUAUUUGCCAUUGAAUUACACAGUUGGCAGGAAAUAAAUCCUGACCCUCUGGAGGUAGUUUAAAAGUUUUGUAGUUUACUGAUAUUAACAGUCCAGCAAGAGAAAAACAAGCGUCAACUUAAUUGCAGUUUUGUCUACGAGAAAACUUUAUAAUCUUCUCCUCAGCCACCCAAUGUGUAUGUUCUCAAAGAGGAUUUAAUUCAAAGGUUUAAUUUAUUCUUAUCUGGUCUUAGUUUAAUAUAAAGCAGUGAAAAGCAGCACACAGCUUCCAUGGAGUUUGGAAAACAAGCAUAGCCCAUAGCUAAGCUUACCAGAUGUGUUAUUGUCAUAUCAACCAGUACAAAUAUCAGAUUAUGUCUAUGUAUGCAUCAUUGGAAAUUAAACAUUUCCCUGUAAUGCAGUGUCACUUGGCCAUAUUGGAAUCACCUAAUGUUGUUUUCCUUGCUUUGUGCUAAUAAACUUAAAUAGACACCUGUGCCUUUUCUGCAUUAAAUCACUUUUAUUUUC
Rana temporaria (common frog) is the source of this 5537-nucleotide messenger RNA. It is a transcript of the gene MYOM2, whose product is annotated as myomesin 2. The record is from RefSeq and is a predicted model, not a curated record. The transcript is spliced from 37 exons. Gene Ontology annotation, molecular function: protein binding. The coding region runs from base 121 to 4590 and encodes 1489 amino acids. NCBI's taxonomy places the organism in Eukaryota, Metazoa, Chordata, Amphibia, Anura, Ranidae.